Messenger RNA from Amaranthus tricolor (Joseph's coat), 1270 nucleotides. RefSeq names its product chorismate mutase 1, chloroplastic-like. Bases 154 to 1116 code for a protein of 320 amino acids. Gene Ontology annotation, cellular component: cytoplasm. Gene Ontology annotation, molecular function: chorismate mutase activity. Lineage: Eukaryota; Viridiplantae; Streptophyta; Magnoliopsida; Caryophyllales; Amaranthaceae. The record is from RefSeq and is a predicted model, not a curated record. Gene Ontology annotation, biological process: aromatic amino acid biosynthetic process; chorismate metabolic process. The transcript is spliced from 6 exons.
ACGUCCACCCCACUUUCUUCUAUUAAUACAAGAACUCGCAAACUUACAGCUUGCAAAUUAUGGAAUUUCUCCUCCUUUACUGGCUGUACUCUUCUCUUGUAUAGCCAUUUCUGUUCUUCCUUCACUUGAGCAUCGACUUCUCCUUACCCUUCAAUGGCUGCUAAACUCAUGACUCCUUCCCCUCAACCUCAUGUUGGGACUAACCCCACAAAAUCAUGGAAUACCUUCUAUUUUUGGAAUAAUCGCAGGAGCAGCUUUAGCCAUUGCCAGGGAAGUUCUUCAAUGAAGGGUUUUCAGCCUCUUCAAGUUUCCGUUACUACGUCUGGUCUCGAACCCAAGACACGAAUUGAUGAGAGUGAAAGCUUGACUCUGGAUGGCAUUCGACAAUCCCUUAUUCGGCAAGAAGACAGUAUAAUAUUCAGUCUUCUAGAGAGAUCACAGUUUUGUUAUAAUGCAGAAACGUAUAACCCAGAUGCAUUCCCUUUACAUGGCUUUCAAGGUUCAUUGAUUGAAUAUAUGCUCAAGGAAACUGAAAAGCUUCACGCUCAGGUGGGAAGAUAUGCGAGCCCUGAUGAACACCCUUUUUUUCCAGACAGUUUACCUGAGACCUUAUUACCACCGUUGCAAUAUCCUCAGGUUCUCCACCCUUUUGCUGAUUCAAUUAAUAAAAACAGACAAAUUUGGGAUAUGUAUUUUAAAGACCUUCUUCCGAGACUUGUCAAGGAUGGGAACGAUGGCAACUGUGGGUCUUCUGCUGUCUGCGACACAAUGUGCUUACAGGCACUGUCUAAAAGAAUACAUUAUGGCAAGUAUGUGGCAGAGGCAAAGUUUCGCGCGUCACCUGAUAUUUAUGCUGCUGCGAUUACUGCACAAGACAAGGAGCGACUGAUGACUUUAUUGACAUACGAGGCAGUGGAAAAUACCGUUCAGAGAAGAGUUGAAAUGAAAGCUAAAAUAUUUGGACUCGAGGUGCCUGUCAACCCUGAUGCUGCUGAUGAGGAGUCUAAGGCUGCUUAUAAAAUCAACCCUAGCGUGAUAGCCGAUUUAUAUGGGGACUGGAUUAUGCCUUUAACAAAGAAGGUUCAAGUUGAGUACUUAUUGAGAAGGUUGGAUUGAACAUAGCAUUUCUAUCAGUAAAAUGUUAUAUUCGAUUCAACAUAACGUGUUCUAUCGACAAGAUUGUAAUUUCGUUUAGAGCUUUGGUUGUUUAUAUGAAUGUGAACAAUGAGUUAUCUAGUAGUUAAAAAUAUAAAGUUGGCUUUUUAUGCUA